AUGAACAAGUUUACUCAACCGAGACUCCCGGCUUAUUUGGACCUCGAUAGUAUAAAAGAAGAAGAAUUUCCAUACAAGAAAACUAAAACUGAGACGAAUUAUAGGGACGAAGAAUUGGGAAAUGCGCAUUAUCAUCGUAAUGUCGAUAAAAAUAGACUCUCACUGCCAUCUAAUGGGAGGAAUGCUGAAUCCGCGAGUAGUGCAGGGAUUGCAAACGAUGAUCCUGACGACUUUGUUCCAUCGAUGAGCUCGGAAGUUGAUAAUUCAAAAGCUGAAGGCGUUAUAGAGUUCGGAGAUGUUGAUAGAGGACCAAAAUGCGAGCUUGACGACGAAUGUGAUGCCUUUGUGCAAACGUUCAACUCGUCAGCAUUCAACUCGGUUAAAAACGAUUCGUCUGAUUCUAAAGUGCCAAUUGGCGCAAGCAUUUUUGGCUACAGCAGGGCAGUAGCGCCUACUUCACACAAGGAUGGUAAAGUUGAAAUAUUACAAGGAAACAAUGUAGUGGUGAGGAAAAAUAUAUUCAAACAGAGCUCCUCCUAUCAUAUUAAUCCGGAAUUGCCACCAAAACCAAAGAACCUUCGUCCUCGUUCCUUGGCAUGUCAGACUGAGCUGCAUCCCCUGCAUCCCAUAAACUACUACGAUAAAAAGAAGAUGUCUUCAAAUAACAUCAUUUAUGGUGGAAGCCACAUCAUUUUAGGGCGUCAUUUUUCACUGCCUUCAGAGUACCUACCAGAAUACGGUUAUUCGGUCACAAAUCACUCCAAGCCAUCAACCGGAAUAUACAUCGAAGACCGAGCUUUACUUCUAGCCAGCGACCACAAAGAGCUCUGUGAAGCUGUGUCUUCCAGUGAAGGCAUUCAUCAAGAGACUAGAAUGUCUACCGAUGCUAAAACUAAAGUCCACGAAUCUCAGUCUCUGCCCGCCUCUUAUUUGAAGUCGUCUUUUAGCCAACAUUCUUCCCACCCUCCGCCGAAAGCACUUCAUUCUUCUGGGGAGAAAUUCGAUGUAGACGAAUCCAAAGUCAUUUCUAUAAGCAAGUUGAAAACAACGCCCAAAGGUUCGAAACUACAGACCUAUUCGCGGGCUGGUCAGGAGGCGGGGGGCGGUCGAGGGGUGAGGGGCCUGAGACACUGCGACUCCCUUGAAGGUCUCUGCGACGGACCUGACUCCAGGGGCUACGAGCAUGGCAACGGCCUGGCGAGCCAACCAGCCGCCGUGAACGCUACGUCGCUGCCGCACCUCAACCAGCUCACCGACCCUCCUGACGCGACCCACUUCCCUCAGAACCUCCCCAGACAACCUCUCUACGUCAACCCCGGCCUUACGGCGUCCUGCCAUGCGAGUGGCGCCGACGCGCAGCCUACGCCGAGCCCCUGUCACCGCAGCGCCACCGCCGACGCCGGCGCACGGCGCGACCACAGCAGCGAUGUCGCUACGCCUGCCGGAGAUGACGCGCCGACCGACGACACGCCUGCUAAAUUCGGGAAAUCCAACAGAAGCAAACUGAAGCGUCGACCCCCGUACCACAAGCAUAACAAAGAUGCUCCCAGCUCAGGUCGCAGUAAAAGCCUCACGCACAUCGAUACUCUAGGGGGCGAGGGGGGGUCGCCAAACUCCGCCAUGUUGGGGGGUUCAGACGACGGUGGGGGGGAUGCAGGGGAGAGCGCAUGGUCGGGGGGCGACGGUCAACAUCAGCUGGGUGUGCCUCACGAGAACCUACAUCAGCGCAAGAAACUUUCCCUGCACAGCAAAAUCUCAAGUUCUGAAUACAUCCACAUCGUCUCGGAGAGUCUGGGGGGCGCUGAGCCCGUGGACGAGCUCAUACCUGCUUCGCACGGCGUCACGCUCAGGGAGGCGCUCGAGCGGCUGGGUUACGACAUGAGCGGUGCGAGCUUCGUGAUAGAAGACACGACGACCUCCGUCCACCCGAGCACCGAGACCAGCGUCCUCGGUGGCCGCACCCUCAGAUACAGAGGACGCGACGCUAGCAGAAGUCCUGUGCGCACACGCUCCGCCGGUCCCUCGCCUGGUCAGCUCUCCUCCAGGAAGCAAUCUAAUACCCGGACAGCGCAAGGUUGGUUUCAUCGCAGCGCUGCGAGCACCGAAGACAACUCGCCAUUAGUUGAUGAAAGAGGUAAUGGCGGCCCGGCAUCCCAGGACGGACCGACGAAGACCUCUGCCAAAGUCAGCAAACGAAACAACCGCUUGUCCACCAUGUUCUCGCCCAAAGAAGACCCACGAACCGACGCCCUGGUGCAGAAGUUGGACUUGUACAGCAAGCAGGGCAUCCCUCGCCAGCCCCACCUCCUGCCCUACCAUUCCGCCGACACUCCUGACGAAGAUUUUGUGCUGGAGGUCGGCGGGUGGCGGGAGCUGGUGGCGGGCUGGGGGGAGCUGGGGGAGCGUCUGAGCCAGCAGCAGAGCGCCAUCUGGGAGCUGGUCGAGACAGAGGCCACUUACUGCCACAUGAUCCGCGUCAUAACUAAUUUAUUCCUGUCGUGUCUGUGCAACCUGCAAAACGAGCAGCUGCUGAACGACAUCAACACAGAGCUUUUGUUCAGUAACAUCCCUGACAUUUACCACACGAAUCUAACCUUCUGGAAGGACCACAUCAGCCGCAUGGUUGCAGAGGCAAGACGGUCGAAGCAACCCUUGGACCCAACGCUUCUCUAUGAUGCCUUCACUAACUUCAAGGAAAUAUUCAAGCCGUACUCGCUGUACUGCCAGCAACAGACGCAGUGCCAGCAGUACUGCAAGGAGCGCUCCCAUGACAACGAACACUUCAAAGUCUACCUGCUGUGGUGCGAGACUCAGAAGGAAUGCAACAGGCUGCGUCUCGUGGACAUUUUGGUGCAGCCCAUGCAGCGCCUCACAAAAUACUCGCUGCUUCUGAAGGCCAUACUCAAGAAGACGGACAUCAAGGAGCACAAGUGGAAACUCAAUGAAAUGAUCACGAACGUCGAGUGUUUCGUGUCGAACGUGAACAGCGCCCUGCGACACCGUCACGAGCAGGAGCGUCUCAGGGACACCAUCGGCAGAAUCGAGGCCUACGAUGCCGUGGAAGCCCGCGAAGAAGAGAUCGCUACUAAAGUGAAGCAGCACUCAGAGCUGCACCUGUCACAGCCCAUGCCAGGCUGUCCUGAGCACCUCUCGAGGCACCUGCUCCACCAGGGCGACUACAAACUCCGCGAUCACAACACCAGCAAGACUGACGUGCAUGUCUUCAUCUUCACCGAUCUCCUCCUCGUCACAAAAGUCACACAGAGAAAGGCUGAAAAAGUGAAAGUUAUCAGGCCGCCGUAUAACAUCGAGCGGCUCGUGGAGGUCGUUAUUGGAGGCCGGGACUCGACCACUCUGGGCCUCGUGGUGUUGAGCGAGUGGGGCGUCGCCGCGGCCGCCUUCUCGCUCCAAAGCCCUGACACGGCAGCCCACAGAGCCCUGCAGGAGGCCAUCAAAAAAGCAAAGAAGCAUUACUUGGACGCCCAGUCAGGAGGGCGCGAUAUGCUGGAAGAAAUUACUAGCGGUUUGAGAUCUCCUAGACUAGCUUCUUCUAGAGCGUCGAGAGGAUCUAGUUUAGCUCCUUCGCAGUCUGGGUCUGUGGAUCUAACGGAGGGGUUUGCCCACUCAACUUCCCCUGCGAUGCUUGAAGUCAGUGAGUUAAGAGCGUCUUCGGCAUCGUCAGAAGACUCUGUAGAAGGUCCGAGGAUGGGGCACCACAGCGUUGAUGUCCCUUCGAGGCCUGGCACAAUGGGCCAUCACCUUAACGUAACGUCUUCUCAAGCGUCCGGACAAUCUUUACCUAAUUUAAGUGUAGUUUCUGGUAAUAGUCUCCUUAAAGUACCUAGCCAUAAGAACCACGCUCCAUGGAAUCGCGGUGUCUCCUAUCCUCCUCCGUCUCCGAGAGCAUUAAGAAGAUCUCCGCCUGUACCACAAUCACGAAAUCCGCCGCUUCUGAAGACGCGUCAUGUCGUCAGCACGACGGGGGGAACCACGGCUGCUACGGGCGUCUUUCAUCCAUCAUCCGCAGCGGUGGAAGCGCGACUUCCUGAUCAGGUGGAGGAAGAGGAUGGCUGCAGGAGCCCACGACGAGUGUGCCGCAGUGACAGAGCUGACAACAGGAGAUAUCACACAGCCGGUGCCAUCGACGAUAUCAAAAAGCAAGAUACCAAAGACUCUAGUAUACACAAGAGGUUAUCGUGGAACUGCGGACAGCAGCACCAGGUUUCUGCACCAGGAGGUCUUUGUGCGUCUUGCAGCACGCAGACUUUCGUCACUCCAUCUAAUUCGACGUGCUCGUCGACUUCUUCGAGGCUCACGAGCUCGCCUUCAAAUUCAUCUCGUAUUGUUGGCCAAUGCGACAAUCGCCGUCAUAAACUAUCGUGUGAAUGUGUCCACUCUUCGUCCGGUGUGUCCUCCACUUCCAGCCUGCACCGCUCCAUCACCUCCGAGGUUGACAUCCUCGAAAAUAUUGAUAACGCAGAAGACUGUGAUCGCACCAUCGUGGACCUGGGCAUCGGAGAGUGCCACAGCGGGGGUGAGGGUGCGCUGUCGCCUCUACCCGACUUUUCUUCGCGGUUUUCUCCUCACAUUUCCUCGACGUAUAUCUGCCAGGACUUGGCUGGCGCGCUUUGCGGCUCCGCUCAGUACAUCACACAAGUUCAGCCCGAUACCAUAGAGGGUGAAGAAGGGGCUCUCAGUCCUGCUAUGGUCACGAUCGACGUGUCAAACACAUGCAGCAGAACUCCGUCAGGCGUGCAAAUCACGGUCACUGAGGGACCCAAUCUUCCAGUAGAAGAGUCACCACAUCCUGUCAUCAUGGAAGAUGACUUUGGCAACGGCAUUAAAACUUCAUGUCCCAUUUUAAAAACAGAUGUGAAUACUGCAUCUCUUGGUCGUGAAAAAGUAGUUCGCGGACGCGUACCUUUGCCGGCGUUGACGUGCCGACCUGCCUCGUCUGUGACACCUCCUGAGGUUCCGCCUCGCACGUCUUCCCCAAAACUCCCUGUUAAAAGAACGACUUCGAACCCGCAAGCGACGUCUGCCAGCCCUGCUAAUGGCUGUGGCUUGAGCACUGCUACUUCCAAACCAUCCACUGAUCUAAUUCGUAAAAGUAACGAAACUUGUCAGGAAGAAUCAUCAGCGAAUAGUUUAGUUACGAGUGAAGAUGUCAAAGCCUUGAGAUCUGACACGUUCGGUAGCUGUAUUAGUGACAGUUGUUCUUCGUCAAAAGUAGUUGAUAACGACGACUCAAAUAGCUUGUUCCGAUCUGUUCCUAGGUUACCUAGUAUUAGUGAAACACGAAAUGGUUGUUUGGGAACUCCGAGUUCUUGCGCAGAUGAAUCCUACUCUGACUCUAUCGAAAUUACUACAACUGUUAAAUCUUCGGGUUCUUCUACUCUUCCUCCGUGUUCAUCUAUCUCUCCUUCUCUCAAUACGGACUCUUCUUCUUCCGCAUCUGCCUCAUCGUCGUCGAAAUGUGCCUCUAAUUCCUAUUCAUCGUUGUCUUCUGUCUCGUCUGCAAGUUCGUCCUCGAAACAGAGCUUGUCCCGAGAGAACAGCAGCGUAAGAGAGCUGCUACUCACCGACUCUGCAGUCGAAACUUCGGACGUUUGAACGAGACCUCGCAUUCCAAAGAUGUUAUACAAACUCAGUAGUUAAUAUAAUUAGUCUUCAUGUUAUAUCUUUUUCGCUGUAAGUAUAGUUGACUAGUUCUAGAUGAAUAAAAUAGUGAGUGACGCGUCGUUAAUAUUCCAGUAUUUAGACCCUAAAGUCAUAUUUUCGUACGCAGUACCCUUCGUGAUUUGAGAAACUAUAAAUUUGACGAAGUAUCAUUCAUGAGUUUUAGUCCAUUAGUAUUGAACUUCUACAAAUAUCAACUGUAUUGAAUAACAGUGAAAAGUGCAAACACGAGUAUUUCAAAGGUGGGUGUCACUUCAUAUCACGCACUGUGAGGCAAAUCUUAUCCGUGAGUUGUGAGUCGUUGCAAUGUUAGACGCUAGUUGUCGAGUACUGCUCGUGACGAGGUUGAAUUGGACGUGCAGCACAUAUCAUUAUCUUAAUGGACGUCACGAGCACAAUACGCGAAGAGGGUGGAAUUAUUGACGGCUUACAGGAGGACCUCGAUGUACUUUUUCAGAACGGACUAGUUUCCGUAUUUUUGCCUUCAAAUCAAACGCUUCUUUUGCGCCUACGCGAGAUAUAUGCUCAUUGGAAUUUUCUUCGUCAACUUAUUACUUCUUGUGAUAUGUUUUUAUGCGCUUUUCUUCAGAAGGGAAAGUAAAUGCAAUUUUCAGCGCAUUUUUAGCGUUACUAUCAUUGUGUUAGACAAUAGAGAGUAUUUUUUGCCUGUCCGAUUGCCUAGAUGACGAGUGUUGCCAGUAGGUGUACAUAAUUAGCGUAUUACAAAUGUACAUUUGUAAAUGUACUUUUCGAUAUAUUGGCGUUGACAGGGCUUUUUACGCAUGCAUUUAUUAUACUUCGAAUUCAAUGGACAAUUCUUGUAUUUUUGGCCUGCCACUGCCCACGGAUGUAAAUAUUUGUAUGGUAUUUGUCUUUUGAUGUCAAGUCCUUUUCGCCUCCGAGGAUCGUCUUGAGGAAACUUGUUGCCGUUUACUAUCACAUUUAUACCCUUUAUGGCUACAGACCAAGCAAGUUAUCCGUACUGAGCUCUGUAUAUUCACAUACAAUAACAUAGAGUAAUUGAUGUGAAUUAUUAUAGAAAACGCGUCUUUUUUGAACAUUCAUAUACGCCCUUUAUUUAAUUGACGCUUCAAGACAUUUCAUUUUAGUUUCCUUUUAUUUUCCCCAUGCAAA
Molecule: messenger RNA, 6813 nt
Organism: Hyalella azteca
Lineage: Eukaryota; Metazoa; Arthropoda; Malacostraca; Amphipoda; Hyalellidae
Exons: 23
Coding region: 1-5613 (1870 amino acids)
Biological process (GO): Rho protein signal transduction; endothelial cell migration
Cellular component (GO): endocytic vesicle; plasma membrane; axon
Molecular function (GO): guanyl-nucleotide exchange factor activity
Source: RefSeq, a predicted model, not a curated record